Ceratitis capitata (Mediterranean fruit fly) is the source of this 2060-nucleotide messenger RNA. RefSeq names its product cell division control protein 6 homolog (gene Cdc6). The coding region runs from base 150 to 1982 and encodes 610 amino acids. The record is from RefSeq and is a predicted model, not a curated record. Gene Ontology annotation, molecular function: DNA replication origin binding; ATP hydrolysis activity. Gene Ontology annotation, cellular component: nucleus. NCBI's taxonomy places the organism in Eukaryota, Metazoa, Arthropoda, Insecta, Diptera, Tephritidae. Gene Ontology annotation, biological process: DNA replication initiation; mitotic DNA replication checkpoint signaling; cell division. The transcript has 2 exons.
GACAGAUGUGUCAAGAGUCAUUUGUCAUAUUUGGCGCCAUCCAAUCUGAUUUUAACUUUUCGCUUGUAUAUUAUACAAAAUUAUUGAGAGAAAAGACUGAAAUUUUGUAUUUUUAAACAAAAUAAAUUUAAUUUAAUCUUUUUAAAACAAUGUCCGCAGUACGUCGUUCAACUAGACUGAGUAGUGUUGGUAAAUCAACACCUACACUAGCAGCUACAAGUGCUCAAACACCGUCGCGACGUUCAGAGCUCUGGCGUAGACGCCAAAUAAAGCAUUGUACAAGUAGCGACGAGGAAGAAGAAAUUGAAGGCAGCAAAUUCCUUACGUUAGCGGAAAUUGAUAAAGAAAAUACGAAAACUAGCAACGUUAUGAAUAACACAAAACGUAGAACACAACCGAGAAUUAAAGAAGUAAUAAGCGAAGAUGAACAGGAACCUAAAACACCACGUCGUGGCAAGGCAGUACGUAAUUCAACAACAAACAAAAAUACAUCCCAAGCCACUAAAAGAAUCAACCAAGUGCAGAGUGACCAAAGUGAGAAUGAGAGUGAUUUAACAACAAAUGGUCUAGAUGUCUCACCACCAAAGCUACCACGUUGGAGAAAGAAAACGGAACUUAUAAGCCCAUCCAGGCUAAUCGAUCGCUUAAGUAUAGACGAACGUAAGGAUGUUAACCCUGAUGAGGAUGAACAUGAGUCACGUACCAAAGACGAACAGGAGACACAGCUGGCAACACCUUCACGUAAUAAAUACCAAAGUGCUCGUCGUGUACUGAAUAGUGCAGAAACUCAACACUUACCCGGACGAGAACAACAAUUGCAAGACUUAAAAGAAUUCUUUCAAGAGCAUUUAGAAGAACAACGCUCGGGCAGUUUAUAUGUAUCAGGGCAACCUGGCACUGGGAAAACAGCAUGUCUUUCAUUACUGCUAAGGUCACCUGAACUAUCAAAACAACUCAAAAGUGUUUAUAUUAACUGUACGUCGAUAGCCAGUAUAAAUGGUGUAUAUAAGAAAUUGUGCACUGAACUUAAACUGCAUCCCGUUGGUCGCACUGAACGUGAUUAUCUCGCAGCUGUGCAGCAACACUUGCGUACAGCUCGUCGUAUGUUACUCAUUGUCUUAGAUGAAAUCGAUCAGCUUUGUACAACCAAACAAUCAGUAUUGUACACUAUUUUUGAAUGGCCUUCAUUGCCAGGCGCACGGCUUCUCUUAGUUGGUAUAGCUAAUAGUCUCGAUCUCACAGAACGCACUUUGAUGCGUCUUAAUGCGCGUUGCGAGCUAAAACCACAGCACAUGCAUUUUCCACCUUAUACCAAACAACAAAUAGUCGAAAUAUUCCGUGCUAGGUUAGAAGAAGCUGGUGUAUUGGAUGUAUUUCCACCAGUUACUCUACAACUUUUGGCAGCCAAGGUCAGUGCAGUGAGUGGGGAUGUGCGACGCGCAUUGGACAUUGGUAGGAGAGUAGCCGAAAUAGCAGAGCAGCAAGUGAAACAAGGACAAAAGCAGGUUAAUCUUGAUGGCUUAGCUUUAGGAGACAAUAAUAAGGAAAAGUUGGAAGAAGUUACUUUAAAGCCUGUACAAGUGACACAAGUGGCUGCAGUUUUAAAUAAGGUUUAUGGUGUUUCACAAAAUCUGGAGGAAGACAUUGAAGACUCCUUUCCAUUGCAACAAAAAAUUAUCCUGUGUACAUUAGUGCUAAUGCUUCGUAAGGAACGCAAUAAAGAUAUUACAAUUGGGCGAUUGCACGAGGUAUAUCGACGUGUAUGCACUAAGCGAAAUAUACAUGUAUUGGACCAAGCUGAAUUUGCUGGACUUGUUGAUUUGAUUGAGACGCGUGGCAUACUACGUAUUAUGCGUAAAAAGGAACCACGUUUAUGUAAAGUGGUAUUACAAUGGGAUGAAGAGGAAGUAAAUGGCGCACUGCGUGACAAACAGCUAAUUGCUUCCAUUUUGGACGAUACUGCCUGCUUGGGGAAAUGUUGAAAUGAGAUUCUUCUUUUUUAGCCGUAGUAAAGUGUAAUCAAAGUAAAUAUGUUUAAUGAAAAGAACACAUAAAACCAA